Molecule: messenger RNA, 1461 nt
Organism: Corylus avellana
Lineage: Eukaryota; Viridiplantae; Streptophyta; Magnoliopsida; Fagales; Betulaceae
Gene: HSFB4
Product: heat shock transcription factor B4
Biological process (GO): regulation of transcription by RNA polymerase II
Cellular component (GO): nucleus
Molecular function (GO): DNA-binding transcription factor activity; RNA polymerase II cis-regulatory region sequence-specific DNA binding
Source: RefSeq, a predicted model, not a curated record
GCAUUACACAGUAGUACCACACCCCCUCUCCUCUCCAACAUUUUUAUCCAGCAACACAGCGCCCACUCUCACACUCUCACUCACUCCUCUCUCUUUCUCUCUGAGAAAAAGCUUUCAGCUUGAUCUUCCAAUGGCGCUUAUGCUGGAUAAUUGCGAAGGCAUCUUACUCUCUCUAGACUCGCACAAAUCAGUCCCGGCUCCAUUCCUCACAAAAACCUACCAACUAGUAGACGAUCCCACCACCGACCACAUAGUUUCGUGGGGCGAAGACGACGCCACCUUCAUCGUUUGGCGGCCGCCGGAGUUCGCUCGCGACCUUCUCCCAAACUACUUCAAGCACAACAACUUCUCCAGCUUCGUCCGCCAGCUCAACACCUAUGGUUUUCGAAAGAUUGUGCCGGACAGAUGGGAGUUCGCCAACGAGUUCUUCAAGAAGGGAGAGAAGCACUUGCUGUGUGAGAUCCAUCGGAGGAAAACUGCUCAGCCGCAGGUAGGCAUCAACCAACACCAACAUCAUCACCACCACCCGCAUUCUGCACUCGGCGUCAACGGCCCGAGUUUCUUUCCCUUUCCCGGCCGAGCGAGCAUCUCCCCUUCCGAUUCCGACGAGCAAGCCAAUUGGUCUGACUCGCCCCCACUCCCCUCCCCCACCGGAGUCUACAACAGCUCAGUGACAGCGCUUUCGGAGGACAACGAAAGACUCCGGCGAAGCAACUCGCUGCUAAUGUCUGAGCUCGCGCACAUGCGGAAGCUUUACAACGACAUCAUAUAUUUCGUACAGAACCAUGUGAAACCUGUCGCUCCAAGCAAUUCUUACCCUUCUUCUUUACUUCUCUGCAACGCCGCACCUUCACCCGCAGCUGCUACUCCUCUAACCACAACUAGCUCAAUGGUGCAAAAGCCUUUGAACCAGAUUCUUGGGUACUAUCCGACGUCGUCUAACCCUAAACAAGCCCCAUCCAACCACGUUAUGAGCUGCUCAUCAAGGAGCUCCAUGACAAUUCUUGAAGAACCCAACAACAAUAGCUGCAAGACAAAGCUUUUCGGUGUCCCUCUUCAAUAUUCAAAAAAAAGAUUGCACCCAGAGUACGGUGCUAAUAUUCCAAUGAGCACCGAGACUAGCAAGGCUCGUUUGGUCUUGGAAAAGGAUGAUUUAGGCUUAAAUCUCAUGCCCCCUUCCGCAUGUUAGUCCUUUCACAAAUCUAGGCUCUCCUUUUCAUUUUUUUUUUCUUCCGAUUUUCUUGUUCCAUGUUUUUUUCUUUUUGAGUCAGGAAGCUAGUCUGAUGAUAUUAAUAUUGAUGAUAUGUGUGUGCGUGCGUGCGUGUGGGUGUUUGUGAGUGAGUCUGUAAAUAACUUUAGUGCCGGUAUUAUCUUUGUUCCCCUCCAGCUAUGAAUGCAGGUGGGUUUUGGUUAGAGCAAACGAUUUAAAUCUCCAAUACCAUCUUUUAAUUUAUUGCUUCU